UCUCUCUCUCACACACACACACAUACACACACACAAUACUUGCAAGCGAUCACUUCCUCUUCAGCUUCACUCUCAGCAAACCGAGGCCAAAAUAUAUCAUUGUAUGAUGUGAAAGGUGUUAACACAGAUGUGGAACAAAUCAAAGUCUCACUACAACUUGGAUAUUUCAGUUAAUAUUUGAAUUGGGCACAAAGGAACAAGGAACAACAAGCAUGGAUAUUGUGGAAACCUUUUCUUUGGAGACAGAUGAUAGGACGAGUCAGGAGAAGGCUAAGGCCAAAGCAGCCAAGAAGGAUCGUCAAGCAUGUGGAAAGGACAAAGUGCCAAUGGACACUGACCUCCCAGAGGAUCAUGUUGAUUUUCCAUGCCAAAUCCGAGUCAACCCGAACUUUUUUGACGAAAUUCAAGGGAUAAAAGCCGAACCAAGUCAGCGUGAUAGGUUUGACAUUAAGAGGCUUUUCGAUGCCGUGUCCAGUGGUGAUGUCACUAGGCUGGAGGGCCUGGAGGACUACCUGCGUAAAACAAACAAGAAGCUGACAAGCAGUGAAUAUCGGCCCAACGGCAAGACAGCCCUGAUGAAAGCUCUGCUAAAUUUGAGAAAUGGAGAUAACGCAACAGUGGAGCACUUGCUGGGUAUCGCAGAGAGAAUGGGACAUCUGGAUAAGUUAGUGAAUGCAUCAUAUACAGAUGGCUAUUAUGAAGGACAGACAGCUCUUCAUAUCGCCAUUGAGAGGAGAAACAAACGCUUUGCUGAGCUGCUGAUUCAGAAAGGGGCAGAUGUCCAUGCAAAGGCCUGUGGGACGUUCUUCCAGCCACUUAGUGAAACAUGCUUCUACUUUGGGGAGCUUCCGCUUUCUCUGGCAGCAUGUACUAAUCAGAAAGACAUAGUGGAUCUGCUGAUGAUAAAAGCAGACAUGAGGUGUAAAGACACUCUGGGCAACACGGUUCUCCAUGCUCUUGUGAUGGUGGCUGAUAACAGCCCUGUAAAUACAGACUUCAUCAUUUCCAUGUACGACUACAUUCUUACCAAAGACGCUGCUAAGAAUCACAAACAACAGGAGAGGCUGGAGGACAUUGAGAACAAUCAGGGACUUACAUCCAUCAAGCUGGCUGCGAAGUUAGGAAAGAUUGGGCUGUUUGAACACAUACUUCAUCGUGAGUUCCACCAAGAAGAGUGCAGGCAUCUGUCCCGAAAGUUCACAGAGUGGGCAUAUGGCCCAGUGUAUGCUUCUCUAUAUGACCUGAAGUCUAUAGACACCUAUGAGCCAAACUCUGUCCUGGAGAUUGUUGUUUAUGGUUCAGAAAUACCUAAUCGUCUUGAGAUGCUCCAAAUUGAGCCGCUUAAUAAUCUCCUGGAUGACAAAUGGAACAGAUUUGCUCACCGGAUAUUCCUGUUCAAGUUUAUUGUUUAUGUCAUUUAUCUCUUCAUCUUCACAAUUGUUUCUUAUCACCGUGAAGAAGGAGAUCCUAAACCUAAAGCCAGGAUGCUUAGUCCUAAUAAAACAUGGGAAAACAAUCUUGAAGACAACUUAAUGAUCGCCGGACAGAUCAUCAUGGCUAUCGGAUCAAUCUACUUCUUACUCACUGUGCUGAUGGACAUAAAGAGAAAGCGUCCAAGUCUGAAAACACUGCUGGUAGAUGGCUAUUCUGAGCUGCUAUUUUUAUUUCAGGCUGUGCUCUUUAUGAUUUGUAUGGGACUGUAUGUCGGUCGGAUGAGAGAGUAUCUUGCCUUCCUGGUGCUCAGUUUGGCUCUGUGCUGGGUCAAUCUGCUCUACUACUCCAGAGGAACUCGACACAUGGGCAUCUACAGUGUUAUGAUUCAGAGGAUGAUCCUUAGUGACAUUUUGCGCUUCCUCUUCGUCUACAUGGUCUUCCUCUUUGGAUUUUCAGCAGCCGUGGUCACGCUCCUCAAUAAUGACUCGGAGGUAACUGAAUCACAAGAUCGGAAUCAAGCAAGUGCACUCGAGGGAGACCAAGCGGAGGGACAGUCAUUGUAUAAAGAAGGUUUCAACAACUGCAAAAAACCCUCCUUUAAAACCAUCGCCUUCACCACGCUGGAGCUGUUUAAAUUCACCAUCGGGAUGGGCGACCUGGAGUUCACAGAACAGUACGAGUAUAAACAUAUAUUUUAUGUGCUGCUCAUAACCUACAUUGUGCUUACGUACAUUCUGCUGCUGAACAUGUUGAUUGCUCUGAUGAGCAAGACUGUGGAAAAGAUGUCCAAGGAAAGCACCAAUAUCUGGAAACUACAGCGUGCCAUUACCAUCCUAGAUCUGGAGAGAUACACAUGUUGUCUGAAGACGAAGUUGCGCUCAGGAGUGAAGAAGAACCUGGGCAAAAAAGAGGAGGACUGGCGGUGGUGCCUCAGAGUGGAAGAAGUCAACUGGAAAAAAUGGAACCACAACCUGGGUAUCAUAAGUGAGGAUCCUGGAGAAUGCAAUACAGUAAUGUUACCAGGACAAAGAGAACCCAGCCAGCGUGGGUUCCUACGUGAAAUUAGCCGACGGAAAACCAACACACGUUUGUCAGGGCAGGAGAGACAACCACUGGCAACCACCCCUGUGUAACAAAACUGGGAGUUGUGAAAAUUAUCUUUGAGCCCUGAUUCAAAUUUUUUUUUCUGGUGUGCUUUAAAUUGGUUAGGUAAUCAUUUAUUAUUAUUUAUUACUAUUAGUUAUUAGUUAUCCUAUAAUUACAUUUCUGACACCUUUUCUAUAUAUCACAUAUAGAGCUCAGCAACCAGCAGCUCCCACAUCAUGUCCAGUUUAUAAUUAAUCUCCAACCAGUAAACCAACCAGUCAAACAGGAGUCUUUCCCUUUUAUAAUCAAUGUCGAAUUAUUUCAUUGCACAAAAGUUGCACUCUAAUCCAAGAUCUUUGGCUGUAAUGGGGCGUCAAAAAUUCAUUCAUUUUCUACCGCUUAUCCGACUUCUCAGGUCACGGGGAGCCUGUGCCUAUCUCAGGCGUCAUUGGGCAUCAAGGCAGGAUACACCCUGGAUGGAGUGCACAACCCAUC
Molecule: messenger RNA, 3015 nt
Organism: Tachysurus fulvidraco (yellow catfish)
Lineage: Eukaryota; Metazoa; Chordata; Actinopteri; Siluriformes; Bagridae
Product: transient receptor potential cation channel subfamily V member 1-like
Exons: 16
Coding region: 213-2567 (784 amino acids)
Biological process (GO): calcium ion import across plasma membrane
Cellular component (GO): membrane
Molecular function (GO): calcium channel activity; protein binding
Source: RefSeq, a predicted model, not a curated record